Coturnix japonica (Japanese quail) is the source of this 3118-nucleotide messenger RNA. It is a transcript of the gene GPR135, whose product is annotated as G protein-coupled receptor 135. Gene Ontology annotation, biological process: G protein-coupled receptor signaling pathway. Gene Ontology annotation, cellular component: membrane. Gene Ontology annotation, molecular function: G protein-coupled receptor activity. The record is from RefSeq and is a predicted model, not a curated record. Lineage: Eukaryota; Metazoa; Chordata; Aves; Galliformes; Phasianidae.
AAGACUGGAACUGCUCUGACCUUUGAUUACAAACUCGUUUGCUUCUGGACAAAAUGGCACUCAGUUACUGGGGGCAAUAAUGGGAAUUGGCCUCAUGAAAGUGUUCUGAGAGUGCUCAUAGUUCAUGGGGGGAGCAAUGUGGGAGGAACUAAUGCAGCCAGGGUCCAGUUUAGGGGGGUCUUCUGUGACUGGACGAGGGGAAAUGGUAAGGAAAAGGUUUAAUUCAGUGAGGGGAUGGAGGUGGGGAUGCGAUGGCGUGGGGAUGAGGGGACGGAGCAAACAGGCUGUUCUGGUGGAGGAGAGAGAAGGCGCAAAGGAAAGAGCCGUGAGGAUCGGUGAGAGGAUGGGGGCUGUGAGGAGGAUGGGGCUAUGGGGGAGGAGGGGUGGCGGCAGAAGGCGACGUGCGGGUACAGCGGCCCCGGCGGCUCGUAGCGCUGAGGGGCUCAUAGCGCUGAGGGCCCCGCGCUGCGGCUGUGCCCGCCCCGAGUGGCCGCGGGGGCGGCGGGCGGUUCCCGGGCGACGUCAGCGCUGGCAGCGGGGGGCGGAGCGGGCCGGGCCGCGGGGCUGCGCAUGGAGCCGGCGGCGGCCGGGCCGGGAAACCUGUCCGGCGGCGGCAACGAGAGCGGCACGGCGGAGGCGGAGGCGGCGGGGCCGGGCUGGUCGGCGGCGGCUCUGGCCUCGCAGGCGCUGGCCCUGCUGCUCAUCUUCGCCCUGUCAGCGCUGGGUAACGGCGCGGUGCUGCUGGUGAUCGCCCGGCACCGGCAGCUCCGCACGGUCACCAACGCCUUCGUGCUGUCGCUGUCGCUGUCGGAGCUGCUGGGCGCGCUGCUCUGCCUGCCCCUGGCCUUCCUCAGCCUGCUGGGCCGCCCGCCCGGCGCCUGGCUCUUCGGCCGCCGCCUGUGCCUGGCCAGCGCCGCGCUGCACGCCGGGCUGGGCAUCGCCGCCACGCUCACCAUGGCCCUGCUCUCCUUCGACCGCUACUGCGCCAUCGUCCGCCAGCCCCGGCACAAGAUGGGCCGCCGUCGCGCCGCGCAGCUGUUGGCCGCCGUGUGGCUGGCGGCGCUGGGCCUGGCCGGGCCGUGGUACGGGCUGGCGGCCCAAGGGCGGCGGGAGGCCCGGCCCGGUUCGUACCGCUGCGUCUACGUGCUGCCCUGGGGCUCGUCGCGGCUGGGCCCGCCGUACGGCGCGGCGCUCAUCGUGCUCUGCUACCUGCUGCCCUUCGCCCUCAUGUGCUUCUGCCACUACAACAUCUGCCGGGCCGUGCGCUUGGCCGAGAGCCGCGUGAGACCCCUGGCCACCUACGGGAACCUGCUGCGGGCCUACGGGGAGAUGCGCACGGCCACCACCGUCCUCAUCAUGAUCGUCUCCAUCAUCUGCUGCUGGGGGCCGUACUGCAUCCUGGGGCUGGCCGCCGCCGCCGGCCGCCUGCCCUUCUCACCCACCAUGGAUGCGGUGGCCAGCGGAAUGGCCUGGGCCAACGGGGCCAUCAACCCGCUCAUUUAUGCCGCCCGCAACCCCAACAUCUCCGUGCUGCUGCGACGCAGCCGCGAGGGCGGCUACAGGACUAGGAACAACAUGGCCGCCUACCUCUCAGCCCCAGGCUGCAGGACGGAGCCCCGCAGUCGAGCCGAGCGCGUGCGGGAACGCUACGUCAACUGGCACAGCGGGCCUUCGGGGAGCGCCCCAUCCUCAUCCAGCCCGGCAAGCGGAGGAGAGGUGGCCAUGUGGGCCUGCAAGAACCCAGCUGUGCUCUUCUGUCGGGAUGGGCAGCCCGACACUGUCUCUGAGGCUGUUUUGCAGGGCAAAGUAGACACCGUCAACACCAGCCUCUGAUGGGGUUGAGGGCUGGGAUAGCAGCAUCGGGCGCUGGGGCCAUCUCCCUGAGGAAUCAGUGAUAGCUACCGAUCUCUUGGAAAUCGGGGAGAUGAGCCUGCAUGAGCCAUAGUGUGAUUUCUUCUCCAUCGUGCAAGCUCUGGUUUGGCAGCCCGCUCUGCCAGCAGAGAGAGAUCCCAAGGGAAGGGUGUUCCCCUUCCAUCAGGCUUGGGGCAGUGGUGAUGGCCACUGAGCAUCAAGAGUUUGAUUGCAUGUGCAGUUACUCCGGUCCUUCAGAAAGCAUCGAACUGGAGCUGCAGAGCAAACACACAAACAGCCUGAGCCAGCCGACUGUGUGAGCUGUUUGCUAAGUGCCAACAGAGCCACCAGGAGCUGAGUGCUGGCAGCUGGAGGACGCUCAGAGAACACCACACUGUGAAAACCGCAUCACGGCAGGAAAAUGUUGCUUUAACCCAUUGUAUGUGGCAGUACAGAAUGUCAUUGGGUUUGGGACAGGCUAAAAAGUGAUCUGUGAGGAUGAUGGAUUAUUUAAAUUGCUAAGUUAAACAGAGCAGUGAUUGUUGUGACAGAUGCCUGCGGAGAAGGAAGAUGUGUGAUGCUGGGAGGGAGGGAAAGGAAGAUGAGAUGUGUCAGAAUUUCAGCAGCCUUUUAUUUACAGGUGCAGCCAGUAUUAAAUACUGUGAGUGUGGGAAACAGAGCUCUGCAGACAGAGGAAAAGGAGUGGGUGUAGUGUGUUGGAUCACAUGGGCACAAGGUGUACUCGGAGCUCAGCAGACGUGUCUCACAUCUCCAAUGAUUUAACUGCACUUAGAGGAGCCAUGCGAGAGCAGUGUCUGAAAGGAGAGGCACAGCAGUGCUGUGUUUUCUUGCUGUGCUUAAGCAUAUGAAGAUGUGCAUAUGCAAAGAACAGAUAUCAUAGUGCCCACAGCAAGAAUCUGUUAAUGGAAUGUGAUAUUCAAAAGCCAGCUCUGUUUGUUUGCCACUGGAUAAAAUGAAGGUAACACCAGGAAAUGGAAGUGCUAUUGCAAAGCACAACUUCCUAUGGGUUUAUCUGACUGAUAUUUUGGCCCGCAGGCUCAGAGUCCGAACGCCUUAAUCAGUAUUCAAACUCACAAACUGAGAUUGUCUUAAAUUAAAUGUGAGAGGCAGGUAGUAUUGUUCCUGUAUGGUCUUCAAGAAUAUAGUGUUACUGUUGUACAGCUUUUUCACCUGGUUGUGACUCAAUGAAUGUACCAUCGUUACUUUGCAAGCCAGGCAAGAAAUAAAUGAUCUUUUAUGCAGGAGA